UCUGCAGACGCUUCAGGGUGAGGCAUUGUGGGAUACACACAACAGUUAUGUCGAAGAUGUUUUGAAUAUAAAUAUCAAUUUAAAGUUUAAAUGAUUUAACGUCAUCAAGAUGAAGAGCGUUUUCAUCCUCGCCGACAAAGCCUGGGCGGGUUCUACCCUACUGUAUAAGUGGCAGAAAACCCUUGGUAAUUAUAUCGCUGUUGCAGGACAGGACAACUCAGUGAAAAUAUUUGAUCGACAUGGACACAAGUGGACUGAACUCAACCUUCCGGGGCGCUGUGUGGGGAUGGACUGGGAUAAAGAUGGGGACAUUUUGGCAGUGAUAGCUGCAAAAUCCAGCUUCAUCUACCUAUGGGAUGCCAGCGUCAAUAAAACAUCCCAGAUAGACAGCGGCAUGAGAGAUCAUAUGUCUUUCAUCUUGUGGUCAAAAUUGGGCCCACUGUUAGCAGUUGGGACAGUCAAAGGAAAUCUGUUGAUUUACAAUCAGCAGACCUCACGCAAGAUCCCUGUACUGGGUAAACACACCAAGAAGAUCACUUGUGGUUGCUGGAGUGUUCAGAAUCUACUGGCUCUGGGAAGUGAAGACAACACUCUGAGUGUCAGCAAUCAUGAGGGAGACACCAUCAGACAGACAACACUUCGCGGUGAGCCUGCUGAGAUACACUUUUCAGUGGUGAAGACGGAUGAAAGGUCCGGUCAAGGAGAGAGCACUGUGAGUGUGUCUGUGGAAAAGAAGAUACUGAUGCUCUUCAAUAUUAACGACCCUGACAACCGGAUAGAGCUGACCUUCCAGCGCCACUACGGAAACAUUGUGUCCUACCGCUGGUACGGUGAUGGGUAUAUACUGAUUGGCUUCUCCCAAGGGUUCUUUGUGGUUAUUUCCACUCACAUCAGGGAGAUUGGGCAUGAGCUCUAUCAGGCUCACAACCAUAACCAUAGUCUCAACAGUGUGGCCAUCUCGGCAGCAUUAAACAAGGCUGCCUCAUGCGGGGACAACAGCAUAAAGAUCCAUGAGUUGUCCGAGCUCAAAGAUAUCAACAGUGUAGUUCGGCUGGAUGAUGAAACUAAAGGUCUGGACCAGCUGAACUGGACAGAUGAUGGCCAGCUGUUGGCGGUCUCCACCCAGAAAGGAACACUCCAUGUCUUUCUAACCAAGCUGCCCAUCCUGGGUGGCAGCUUUGGAACCCGGCUUGCCUACCUUACUUCCCUGCUGGAGGUCACUGUGUCCAACCAGGUGGAGGGGGAGCGUCCUGUGGCCAUAGAAGUGGAAGUAGAGCCUACUUUCAUUGCGAUGGGACCAUACCAUGUGGCUGUGGGAAUGAACAACAGAGCCUGGUUUUACGCCCUGGUAGACCAAGAACCUGGUUUUAAUAAGCUGAAGGACAUUGAGUAUUUGGGGACAAUAGCCAGCAUGUGCCUUAACUCAGAUUACGCAGCAGCGCUGUUUGAGGGAAAAGUACAGCUGCACAUGAUCGAAGGCAAAGACCAGGAGGAGAAGAAGCAGAUGAAGCUGUUUCCAGACGAUGACCGAAAAGGUCGGAUCCUUUGCCAUGCACUCACUGCUGACUUCCUCUACUAUGGCACUGAUUCAGGUAAUGUGGUGUGUGUCUUGGUGGAGGACUGGGAGACUGUGAACAGCUACAGCCAUUCUGUUGGUGUGAGGAAAGUGUUCCCUGACCUUAACGGCACACGGCUGGUUUUCAUCGACGACAAGAACAGCGGCUUUCUGCUCUCCCCUGCAAAUGCAACGGAUUCCUGCUAUGAGCUCCCAAACUUCUCUCCCACCAUCACAGGAGUGCUGUGGGACAACUGGCAUGCUGACAGAGGAGUAUUUGUAGCUUAUGAUGAUGACAAGGUCUAUACCUAUGCUCUGCACAAAACCACUAUAUAUGGCCCCCGGGUGGUGUUGGUGGGGAGCACCGCACUCCUCUUUUCCCAGAAGCCUUUGCUUUUGCACAAUGGAGAGCUAACAUGUCAGACGGCAAGCGGCAAGACCAGUGAAGUGGCUCUGAGUACGCACUCCUUCCUCAAGAACUCAACCAGCACAUCGACAGAUACGCUGCCGGAGCUCGGCACGCAGCUCGGCACGCAGCUCGGCACGCAGCUCACCCAGGCGCUGAUGCUCAAGAGGUUCCAUGAAGCCUGGGGUAUGUGUAAGUCUGCAGGUAGUAACACAGACUUGGCCGAGGUAGGCAAAGCCUGUCUGGUGCACAUGGAGGUUGAGCUGGCAAUCCAGGUCUACCGCAUGAGUGGCAAUGUGGGUAUGGUCCUUUCACUGCAGGGCAUCCAGGGUAUAGAGGAUAUGAAUUUACGGGCAGGACAUUUGGCAAUGUUUCUAGGUGACUACAACCUGGCCCAGGACCUGUAUCUGUCCUCAGGCUGCCCAAUCGCUGCCCUGGAGAUGAGGAGGGACCUGUUGCAUUGGGACAGCGCCCUUAUGUUAGCCAAGAGGUUAGCAAAAGACCAAAUUCCCUUUAUAUCCAAAGAAUACGCUGUCCAUCUGGAGUUUACUGGCGACUAUGUGAAUGCUCUAGCACACUACGAAAAAGGCAUGACCCACAAUAAUGAAUUCCAGGAGCAUGAUGAGGCGUGUAAAGCCGGUGUAGCCAGGAUGUCCAUCCGGAUGGGUGACAUCAGGAGAGGAGCUGCUCAGGCAAUUCAGCACCCAAGCAGAGUCCUCAAGAAGGAAUGUGGAGCCAUACUGGAAAGCAUGAAGCAAUUUUCUGAAGCCGCUCAACUCUAUGAAAAAGGACAGUACUAUGACAAGGCUGCAUCAGUCUACAUUCGUUGCAAGAACUGGGCGAAGGUGGGAGAGCUGCUCCCACACGUCUUCUCUCCUAAGAUCCACCUGCAGUACGCCAAGGCCAAGGAGGCGGACGGAAAGUAUAAGGAUGCUGCACAGGCCUAUGAGAGCGCAAAAGACUGGGACAACGUGAUACGCGUGCUGCUGGACCACCUAUAUAAUACGGAGGAGGCUGUUCGCAUUGUCAGGGAAACGCAAAGCAUCGAAGGAGCAAAGAUGGUUGCCAGGUUCUUCCUGGGGUUGAGCGACUACGGCUCAGCCAUCCACUUCCUGGUGCUGUCUCAGUGCAACGAUGAAGCGUUCCAACUGGCGCAGCAGCACGGACAAAUGGAGGUCUAUGCAGACAUCAUCGGUCCUGAGGCGACGCAGGAGGACUACCAUAGCAUUGCUCUCUACUUUGAGGGAGAGAAGAAACACCUGCAGGCUGGCAAGUUCUUUCAGAAGUGUGGGCAGUUCAGCAGAGCCCUAAAGCACUUCCUGAAGUGUCCCAACACUGAUGACAACCUGGCUGUUGAGAUGGCUAUAGAGACGGUGGGUCAGGCCAAGGACAGCUCUCUGACCAAUCAGCUGAUAGAUUACCUGAUGGGAGAGAGCGACGGUAUGCCCAAGGAUGCCAAGUACCUGUUCCGUCUGUAUAUGGCGCUGCAGCAGUACAGGGAGGCUGCUCGCACCGCCAUCAUCAUCGCCAGAGAAGAGCAGUGUGCAGGGAACUACCGUAAUGCCCAUGACGUGUUGUUCAGCAUGUACACGGAGCUGCAGGCCCAGAUGAUUAAAAUCCCUGCUGAGAUGGCCACCAACCUGAUGAUCCUCCACUCCUACCUACUGGUCAAAAUCCAUGUAAAAAGGGGAGACCACCUAAAAGGGGCACGCAUGCUCAUUCGUGUCAGCAACAACAUCAGCAAGUUUCCUGCACAUGUUGUUCCUAUUCUGACGUCCGCGGUCAUCGAAUGUCACCGUGCCGGACUGAAGAACUCAGCCUUCAGCUUUGCUGCCAUGCUGAUGAGACCGGAGUACCGGAACGAGAUCGACCCAAAGUACAGGAAGAAGAUCGAGGCUAUGGUUCGACGUCCAGACACAUCGGAGCUGGAGGAGGAAACUACUCCGUGUCCCUUCUGUGGCUUUCAGCUGGCACAGAACGAACUGCUGUGCAUCUCCUGCAAGAACAAUCUGCCUUACUGCAUUGCCACGGGUCGUCAUAUGCUGAAAGAAGACUGGUCUGUGUGUCCUCACUGUGAAUUCCCCGCUCUCUACUCACAAUUCCUUCUGUUGCUGGAAACAGAGACUGUGUGUCCCAUGUGCUCGGAGACUCUCGGCAUCAAACAGGUAAAGAAGAUUUCUGAUUGUUCCAAAUACCUGCAGACUGAUGAACCGGAUCAAUGAAGACGGAAAAAAAAACAAUCAUAUAUAAAAAUGUCAUGUCAUUUUGUAUUUGCUUAAAUACGUCAAAUAUAUAUUUUGGAUAGAUUGUAUGCAGCUUCUAGUUUUGUAUGAUGCAUUUCAAAAGAUGCUUGAUAUGCCAACAACUGAAAGACAAAUCAA
This is a messenger RNA of Perca flavescens (yellow perch), 4342 nucleotides long. RefSeq names its product WD repeat domain 19 (gene wdr19). Gene Ontology annotation, cellular component: cilium; intraciliary transport particle A. The transcript is spliced from 36 exons. Lineage: Eukaryota; Metazoa; Chordata; Actinopteri; Perciformes; Percidae. The record is from RefSeq and is a predicted model, not a curated record. The coding region runs from base 110 to 4183 and encodes 1357 amino acids. Gene Ontology annotation, molecular function: protein binding. Gene Ontology annotation, biological process: cilium assembly; intraciliary retrograde transport.